AUAAAGUGGCAACAAAGCAGAUUGUACAGUGUUUACCUUAUUUGAAGUUUGUAAUGGUUAACCAUCUGUUAAUGCUAACUUUUAUCCUUGAGUUUUUGUAUAUAUUCCGUAGAUGAAGCAUUACUAUAUUACAAAUUUUCAAAUGAACUGAUGACCCCAAAAGUUAUUAGAUCAUAGCUUGCAAGUUUUUAUGCUUCAGGCAUGUCAUCCACAGAAGAUUCAGAGAAUCAAAAUGAAGAAUUUUUAUUGACUUUAGAUACUAUUCCACCAGAAAUAUUCCUUCAUAUUUGUUCUUUCUUAAGUGCAAAAUUUGUCAUUAAUGUGCUUAGUCAGGUUUGCCAGAAAUUCAAAGAAAUUAUAGAAAAUGAUACAACUUGGCGAAUGAGAAUUUCUGAAAAAUGGCCAAGACAAUAUCCCAUGAUUGCAGCUGACAGCAGUUUUGACUGGAAAGAAGCAUGUAUUUCUAGAGAAGAGCAUUAUCACCUUUGGAAAAAUUCAGGCGAAAGUAUGAAAAGAUACCACUUAAGUGAUGCUCAUUUUGGGUCAGUUAAUGUUGUACAGUUGUUGGAGAAUGGUCAGAUAUGUGCAUCAGGGGGCCGAGAUGGAACCCUAAAACUUUGGGAUUUAGCUGUUUUAAGUCAGCAGCAACCAGAUGAUCUCGAGUUCUCUGAUAAUAAUUCAUGCUUACUGUAUUCUAAUGCUGCUCAUGCAGGUGCUUGGCUGUGGUCAAUAGCAUAUGACAAUAUGAAUAAAAUGAUAUAUACUGGAGGGUUUGAUUGCUAUUUAAAGACAUGGAAUGUCGAAGAACCAUCAGUUCAAGUAACUUGUUGUAGUCUUGCUUCACCAAUUUUGUGCCUUGCUUAUUAUGAUAAUGCCUUGGUAUCUGGCUGCUAUGGUCGUAGUGUUAGUCUGUUUGACCUUAGGGCUGAUCUUCAACCCGUAUUUCAACACAUUCAUCAUAAGAAACCUGUGAUAUGUAUUGUUUGUGAUGAAAAAUACAUUAUUUCUGGCAGCGAAGACAAAACAAUCAUUAUAUAUGACAAAGUAGCAAGGAAAAUAAUGAAAACUAUACAGUUUGAUGCAUUUCCUUUAUGUAUGUCGUAUGGAUUGGGGCAGCUGCUAGUGGGAGAUGUUGGAGGUUCAUUCCAUGUAAUAGAUCCAACACAUGAAAAGUUUGAGUUAUUACAAACUUAUCCAUCUGGACAUAAAAUGAAAGUCACUGGAAUACAGCAUUCCCUUGGUUCCAUUAUCACAUGCUCAACUGAUAAGACAAUACGGGUGUUGGAACCAAAUGUAGAUCCAGGACUGAUUGCUGUACUUGAGAGAGAUGCAGAAAUAUCAAAAAUUUCUCUAUUUAAUACUACCCUGGUGAGUGCAAAUACAGAUGAUUCCAUCACUGUAUGGACACCAAAAGAAGAGACAUAGAUUGUUAAUAUUUUGCUGCAUUUCUCAAGUUUGCUAUGUGAUACUAAUUUUAUAUUUUGAUGUAUGUUUUACUAUAUGUAGUGUCUAUCAUCAGAACUAACUUAUUUCUGUGUAUUUUAUUUAGUCAUUCUGUAUACUUUUAUUUAAAAAAAAUAUGAAAAUAGUUAUAAUUAGUGGUUUUGAAUGUAUACUUAGUUAUUGUAUGAUAACUUAAAAUUAUUCAGAAUUGUUUCAAAGAGUUUUAUAUAUAACAAAUAUAUAUGGAUCCAUAGUGAUGGUAAGGUAUUGAAUAAUCUUUUUAGCUUCACCCACUAAUAUUUAACAUUAACUAAAUUUUAUGAUUUUGACUCAAUUUUAUGAAAUAGCUUUUUAAUCUUUUCAGCUAUGGAUAAAAGAUUUUCAGCUAUUAAUAAAAGUCUUCUUCUAAAAAGUAGUAUAUAAUUUGGAUAAAUGAGGGAAUUAAAAUUUUAAGAAUACUGCAUUUAUGUAGAAUUUUAUUGUAUUAUUUUCAUUAAAGUUUCACUUAGUUUAUAAGUGUGUUCAUUUAUGUUUGUUGUUGUAAUAAUAUUUUUGAGAUUGGUAAAAACUUUAUUUAAAAGUCUUUGGAAGAGUAUUUUAUAUUUAUUUUCUAAUUCUUCUGUUUUUGAAAUA
This is a messenger RNA of Stegodyphus dumicola, 2076 nucleotides long. RefSeq names its product F-box/WD repeat-containing protein 9-like. Lineage: Eukaryota; Metazoa; Arthropoda; Arachnida; Araneae; Eresidae. The record is from RefSeq and is a predicted model, not a curated record. Gene Ontology annotation, molecular function: protein binding.